Purpureocillium lilacinum is the source of this 2130-nucleotide messenger RNA. RefSeq lists its product as uncharacterized. Lineage: Eukaryota; Fungi; Ascomycota; Sordariomycetes; Hypocreales; Ophiocordycipitaceae. The record is from RefSeq and is a predicted model, not a curated record.
AUGGGGUUCUGCGAACGCUGUGCGGGUCUGACUCUGGACGAGUUCUUUGACCGCCCCAUCUUCUUCCACCCCGACCUCGCCACGCUGAAAUCCAAAGCUGACGCCGGAUGCCCAUUUUGUUCCUUGUGCUGGGUCUCAAUUCUCAGGACUGCCAACAAGGAUCGAAUAGAGAAGCUCCUCCGAGGAGAGUCCGCUUGGGACGAGGGCCAGAGAUGGACCCCCAAAAUGUGGCUCAUGGGCGGUCACUUUCACACCCGUGGCAGGCACGGGGCGUUUAUCCAGAUCUGCUGUGGGAAGCCAACGCAGGUCGUGGGAGGCGAGCAGGAGGAGGAUUCCAAUCCCGCCGACAGCGUGUCGGCGAGGCUCGAGGCCUACGAACUGCCUGGACAGCAGUCCACGUACCGGCUUCUGGGACGGCGCAGCACCGCCGUCUGGGAUCCGGAGUUGCGUACCCGCCUCAUCCAGGGAUGGCUGUACGCCUGUCGCAAGAACCACCCCAAAUGCAAGGCCGCCAAUGACACUGCCGCGAUGCCCACGCGAGUCAUCGAUGUCGGCAGCCCAGACGGCCCAUCAGCACUGCGCCUCGUCCCGACGCAGGGCAUCCGCGAGCCAUACAUUGCCUUGUCCUACUGCUGGGGUGUGACGGCCGACGACAUCCUGACCCUCACUCCCAAGACGUAUGCGUCCAUGAUGCAAGGCAUCACGGAGUCGGAUCUCGCGCAGGCGCACCGUGACACGAUAUCUCUGGCGCGGGCGCUGGGUAUACGAUAUAUAUGGAUCGACGCGCUGUGCAUCAUACAAGGAGAUGAAGCGGACUGGACCAAAGAGUCCAAGAGCAUGGCGCAAGUAUACGGCAACGCUGCACUGACCGUCGUCGCCGGGCGCUCCGCAGACGCAAGGAACGGCUAUGUUGACAACUUUGUCGACUCCUCAGUAGAGAGAUCUCUACCGCCAUGCCGACUGCCUGUCGGAGGACCACCCUCUGACACGGGCUCUGACGGCGGCUUCGUGAUGGUCAGUCUGCCUCGCUCGACUGACCUCGGCCCCGUCGUGACACGGGCGUGGUGCUGCCAGGAGAGGACAUGCUGCCGCCGUGCCAUCAUGUUUGGGACCGAGCAGCUCAUCUUCGAAUGCGAGACCGAGCGCGUCUACGAGAACGGGCUCAUCAAGGAGAACCCCGCGCCGCGGUUCGCCUUUGAGCAGCAGCAGCAACAGCCCUCGUCACUCCCGCCCGCGCAGCCCGCUGAGUUGCAGGACGCGCGCGAAGUCACCCUGCGCAAGUGGUACAACUUCAUAUACGGCUACACGGCGUGCCACCUGUCCAACCCGCACGACAUCUUCGCCGCCAUCGCCGCCAUCGCCCAGCAGGCCGCGCGGGGCCUCGACUCGCGAUACCUGGCCGGCAUAUGGGAGUGCGACAUGCUGCGUGGCCUGCUCUGGAAGCCGUGCUACCACCACGAGGUGUCUACGAACGGAAAGAUCCUGACCACGCGGCCGAAGCCCACGCGGCUCACCGGCCCUGCGACCAAAGGCCCCAUCGUGCGCGCCCCGUCGUGGUCCUGGGCCGCCGUCGAGGGCCCCGUCUCGCAGGAGAGUAACACGCCGCCCAACAUUGCGCGGUUCAGGGACCCGUCUUAUGCGAGGGUGCGGCCUGUGCGUGCGAACCCGGCGUGGUGGACGCGCGAGGAGGACGACGAGCGGUGCGGGCCGGACAAGCUGCGCGUCCCAGCUCUAGAGCUUCUCCUCAUCGGCCAUCUGGCCGCGGUGCGGGUGUCCCUCCCCAGGGAUGACGCCCCGCGUGUAAUCGACUAUAUCACCCAGACGUACCCGAGGCGGCGCCACCCGCUGCAGCGACUGCACGUAGAAGGGCUGCUGCUAUUCGGAGCCGGAGAGACUACCCGACUGGAUGGCGAUGAUCCGUGGGGCCACGUCGUGGGAAUUGGCCUCUUCGACGUGCGUGAGGAGAGAGAAAAGGUCGGCGUCGUAUACUGCCUGCCCCUCGUCCAGAACAAAGGGCUGCUGCUGGAGAAGAGCGAGGAUGGCGCCCGGUUCAGUCGGCUGGGGUGGUUCUACGUCGAAAAGGAGGCCUGGUUCUCGAACCACGUGGAGACGGAGAUCUGCCUGUGUUGA